UCGCCUAUUAUCACCCUGAUAUCGAUAGGCCGUGACCGAUUUUUCAGUGGCCCGACCUUUGCCUCUCAUUGUCCCACGCCGACAGACCAACAAUGGAGAAGAAGGGAAAGAUUGGGAUUAUUGGCAGUGGGCUAAUUGGUCGAAGCUGGGCUAUGCUCUUUGCUGGUGCUGGCUACCACAUCUCUCUCUUCGACAUCUUGCCUGCACAAGUCACUUCGGCCUUGGAAGACAUCAAGAAGCAGUUGGGGAGCUUGGAGAAGGAUGGUCUCCUCCGGGGGUCCCUAACAGCAGAGCAACAGUUCAAACUCAUCACUGGAUGCAGCGAGUUAGCUGGGUGUGUAGAGGGAGCCAAGCAUGUGCAGGAGUGCGUCCCAGAGAACCUGGACCUGAAGAAAAAGAUUUUCCAACAGCUAGACGAAUUGGUGUCAGAGGAGACCGUCCUCUCAAGCUCAACUAGUUGUUUACAGCCUUCAAAGUUCUCGGAAGAUUUAAAACACAGAAGUCAAGUCAUAGUUGCCCAUCCUGUCAAUCCACCUUAUUACGUUCCACUUGUCGAAUUGAUUCCUGCUCCUUGGACCAGUCCAGAUAUUUGCCCAAGGACACGUGCAUUAAUGGAGGAAAUCGGUCAAGCGCCAGUUGUCCUGAAUCGGGAGAUACCCGGAUUUGCUGUGAAUCGUAUCCAGUAUGCAAUAUUAAAUGAGUGCUGGAGGCUGGUAGAGGAUGGUGUGAUGAAUGUGAAAGAUGUUGAUACUGUGAUGUCCCAUGGCCUUGGACCCAGAUAUGCUUUUAUAGGGCCACUGGAGGUAGCUCAUCUUAAUGCAGAGGGUAUGGAGAACUACUGUGAAAGGUACUGGCAAAGUAUUCACUCAGUUAGUAACACGUUCGGUCCCGUACCAAAGAUGACCCCUGAGAAUGUUGUCAACACCACCAUCCACCCGCAGUUAUGUGACAUGGUACCGAUGGAGAAGAUGAUCGAGAGGAGGAAAUGGAGAGACGACUCACUAGCACGUCUGGCUAAACUGAAAAAGGAGCGAGCCAAAAAGGAGUGAAAAGGGCGUUAGCAGCCUUAUUAUUAAAGAUAGUUUUUUUUGGACAAUGGAAACUGAUGAGAAAUAGUGAUGAUACUGUUUUGAAUCUGUAUAGUCUGUCAGUUUGAUCUCUCUGUAGGCGACCUCUUCCUAAGGACAGCAUCGUUUUAAUCAAGGCUCCUCUAGGCCUACAUAUGAAUAGGUGCUAGAAUGUGGAUGUAUUAUUCCAAUCUUGUUACAACUACUGGUGCACACUGAGAUGUUACAUUUUAAAUUAUAACUCACACAACGUAGUGAGUGUAAUGGUUACGUGUAUGUAUAAAGUGUAAACAAAAUUCAUUUAUCCAUCAUGUCCAUCGAAUCUGAAAAAAUUUGUGCAGACCCAUGACAGUUCCGGUUCCGGUACAGUUUGUUGCAUUCCAUACGGGCCGCGCUUGCCGAUCCUGCUUUCACGACGCACCGCAACCACAGUUACCAUGAUUCCCGUUGUUGACCAAGGUUGUUGACGCAAUUAUUUCAUGACGUCAUGAGCCAUUGACCAAUCACGCAAGUAGAUUUAUUCACACCGGCGCCACUGUCUUGAAGUGUAUCUAAAAAUCGUCUGCUAGAACAUACAGGACAACAACGUCGGCGGAGACAGUUGUGACAUUUCAUUGCAGACGAAGUAAACGUCCUCUUCUUCUCGAUUUACGUACUUUACUUCAAAAAGUCAGUUUUAACACUACUGCACAAAUAUAGAGUGGUCUUAAAGUUCCAUUUGGAUAGAGAUUUGACGGACUGAUUUGGAAAUUCAUUCCAACCAUGCAACUGUUUCAGAAAUGAGAAAAAGCUUCUAGGUGUCAUGACAUGCAUGAUGUGUCUUGCCUCUGCAUUUUUGUACUCAGACAUGUCAGAGGGCUUUCAACUUUCAUAUCAUUGAAGAAAUAAUUCAUUCCAAUCUACAAGUAUAUCAAUCACAUCAUUUAUUUAAAAAUCGUCUGCUAGGACAUACAGGACAACGUCGGUGGAGGCAGUUGUGACAUUUCAAUUUUCAUUGCAUAGAGAUUUGACGGACUGAUUUGGAAAUUCAUUCCAACCAUGCAACUGUUUCAGAAAUGAGAAAAAGCUCCUGGGUGUCAUGACAUGCAUUCAAUUAUUAUUUCACCACAAAGAGCUGCUUCUGUCAGUAGAUAUGAGGCAGCUACCGGGGCGGGGACUAUUUCUUUAUCGGGCCUUAUUGUUCAGCGUCUCCAAGGAAUUCUAUUUUUAGAGUCCAAUGGGGGGGGGCUUCCCCCCAAUGUACUGACUAAAACCUGUCACUUUCAGAGAACGGGGGAGGGGGUUUGGGGGACUCAUCCCCCAAUGUACUGGCUAUAUAUGUCAGAAGGACAGUUGUGUGAGUUCACUAGAGAUUGCUCUUUACAUAUUAAGUGUUAUUGUUGUCAAAUUUAACUCCUUCACAGUCACAAGUGCAGAUUGUGAAUAAAGGUCAUUCUUCUUUGACUGUGUCUCUAUA
This is a messenger RNA of Lineus longissimus, 2523 nucleotides long. Its product is annotated as lambda-crystallin-like. NCBI's taxonomy places the organism in Eukaryota, Metazoa, Nemertea, Pilidiophora, Heteronemertea, Lineidae. The record is from RefSeq and is a predicted model, not a curated record. The transcript is spliced from 6 exons. The coding region runs from base 93 to 1049 and encodes 318 amino acids. Gene Ontology annotation, molecular function: NAD+ binding; L-gulonate 3-dehydrogenase activity. Gene Ontology annotation, biological process: fatty acid metabolic process.